CUUUGUCAUCCCUAGUUUUAUGUCGUAUCUUCGUCAUUUUAAAACUUUACCAGCAAUUGAGAGGGAGCGAAAACUAAUGAAAUAAAAACAGCGUAAAGUGUGGAGUACGGUUUUGUGCCCGUCCCAGUAUUGUACGCGUGUAACCUAAGAAAAAAACGCUAGUUUUUUUAUUUCUCGCGCCCCUCGGAGCUGGAACAGCUUUUUAUUUCAUUAACAUUAAGCGCUUUUUAUUUCAUUAACAUUAAGCGCUGAAGGAGCGCCAACGAAAGCCGGCUAACAGAGGUCCAGUUGACGAGAACAAUAAGAAAACUGGUUAACAGGGGCCCGGUCAACGAGUCAUCCAAUUAAAGCGGUGAGAAAGAACAAACGAUUUAGACGUGUUGCUAGAUCGCGAAGGUUGGUGCCAGGAAGUGAUUGGGGUAAGUUCGGUUGGGUGUAUAACGUAUGUAUAUUAGUGAGUUAGAUUCGAAAUUUUGCUCGAACCGUAAAAAUUCUAUUUCACAUAUUGCCACAAACACGUGCCAAAAUUUUAUUUUACAUAACGGCAUAAUCGCAUGCCAGAAAGCCUUGUUGUCUACAUAACGGCAUAAUCGCGUGAAAAUUCUGGUUCGCAUAACGGCUUAAUAGCGUAUUAAAAAUUAAGUAGACGGCCAUCUUAAACGAUGGUAUUAACACGUUCAACAUCCAAUAUGCACGACGAAGAUGGCAACAGCAACGACGAGUUCGAUACUACCGUUCGCGAACAGGGUGCAACUAUGCUCCAACAACAACCACUGGCGCUUGAAAUGCAAGUGAACGAAAUGGCGAAACAGUUGCAAGAACUGCGAAACGCGAUAGCGAAUCUUUGUGCUUUAAAUAACACGACUGCGACAGCACCCAAUAUACAGGCAACUGCCAGCAGCACCGCGCCAUCGUUGGUAAGCGGCGCCGAAGCUAGUGGCGUUUCGAUUGCCGAAACUUUAGCGGACUUGAACCGAACAUUGGCCAUCACCAGGUCAAAUGCCAGCAAAAAACUGUACGAUCUUCCUGAAUUCGAUGGGAGACCUGAAGAUUGGCCAAUGUUCCGCGAAUCCUUCUAUAUGACUACAGAAGAAUGCGGCUACAAUGAACGGCAAAACAUGUUACGACUUCAAAAGGCAAUUAAAGGAAAAGCACGCGAGGUGGUUGAGUGUCUACUCAUCCAUAGCAGCAAUGCGCCGCGGGUCAUUGAAGCACUGCAAGAGCGUUUUGGAAGGCCAGAACUAUUAGUUAAGAGCCAAAUCGCUAGAAUCCGAAAUUUUUCACCCAUUUCAGAAAAUCGUCUGGAGUUGCUUGUACCUUUUGCUACGAAAGUUCAGAACUUGGCAAUGUUUUUAGAGUCGGCGGGGUGUGAGUACCACUUGAGCAACCCGACUCUUAUGGAGGAGCUGCUUCUUAAGCUCCCAAUACAACGGCGUCUAGAAUGGGCGCGCUACGCAGUAAGCGUGAUACCAAGGGCCACUAUAAGCCACUUCAGCAACUGGCUGAAAGAGCUAGCGCGCGUAGUAAACGCGGCCGGCAUUGUUACUAAUACACAAUCGCGAUUGACAGAAGUAAGGACCGAAGGCCGAGGAAGAUUUUUCCAUACGGACGAAGUUGUGAACGGUAAUCACACUUCAUGCAAGCUAUGUAUGGAGGCACACCAUAUAUCGAGAUGUAAGCGUUUUCUCGAUAUGAACAAUACGUCAAGAUGGAAAGUUGUGCUUCAACUGUAUGAACAGUGGCCACAGAAGCAACCGAUGUACAUAUAAACACAAAUUCUCUGUGCGGAACUGCGCAAGAAAGGUACACGGACUCCUGCAUGCCGACGGAACAACGCGACUCAACAGAGUGAGGCUCAAUGCUCGCAACAGCCGAUCUUUACUAGCACCUUGAGGCAAUCAGGAAAAUCGAAGGUACUUUUCAAGAUUUUGCCAGUGAUACUGUACGCUAACGGAAAGGAAAUAGCAUGCUACGCGUUCCUGGAUGAGGGAUCAUCAAUAUCACUGAUGAACAAGAGCUUAGCCGACCGCCUGGGACUGAAGGAUUACAGUUCGGCGAUUCCUCAACUACUUAUUGGACUCGAUAAUGCACACCUGGGCGUAGCUAAGAGAACUGCAGCGGACGGCCGGUGUGGACCCGCGGUUGUAUUGACUAAGCUCGGUUGGCUCGUGUAUUGCUCAGGAAGUGCACGUAAAAAAUCCGGGUUUGAAUGUCACCACACCUUUUACACGCAAUUAGAAACCGAAGAGAGCCUUGAAAAUUUAGUAAAGAAGCAUAUCGUUGAUGAAGCAUUAGGUGUAAAUCUUACAGGCAGACACGUGGAUAGCGUUGAUGUAGCAAGGGCAAAAGAUUUGCUGGAACAGACUACAGUGCGCAUGGGGAACCGUUUUGUAACAGGUCUAUUGUGGCGAAACGAUCAUAUGCUCCUACCAGACAGUAGAAAGAUGGCAGAGAAAAGAUUACUCACCUUAGAGAAGAAGUUUGACCGAGACGCAGACUUCCGAAAACAAUACACGUACCUCAUGGCCGAGUACGAGAGCAAAGCCUAUGCGAGGCGCUUGAGUGAUGAAGAGGUGCUACAAAGAGGAAACCGAACAUGGUACCUACCGCGUUUCGGAGUCUGCAACGCGAAUAAGCCAGAAAAGCUUCGUUUGGUGUUUGAUGCUGCCGCUCAAGUAGAAGGCGUGUCUUUGAAUUCCGCUCUGCUCAACGGGCCAGACUUGUGUCAGCCGCUAAACACGAUUCUGAUGAAGUUUCGACAAAAGCCCAUAGGGGUGUGUGGGGACAUAGUGGAAAUGUUCCACCAAGUGCAAGUACGGCGUGAAGAUCAAAACGCUCAACGGUUCUUGUGGAGAAGCAACACGAAUGAAGACAUUCGUGAAUACAUGAUGUCAGUCAUGACGUUCGGGGCGACAUGCUCCCCAUGCUCGGCACAAUUUGUCAAAAACAGGAACGCAGAGGACUUUCGAGAUGUUUUUCCUAAUGCAGCAAACGCUAUACUCAACAACCAUUACGUUGACGACUUCGUGCACUGUUCCAACUCCCCGGAGGAGGCCAUGCAAACUACAAACGAAGUACGUUCGAUCCACCAGCAAGGUGGGUUCGAACUAAAGCUGUUCGUCUCGAAUGUUAAGGAGGUCAGUGAGCGGCUCAACGGCGACAAAAUUACGACUAACGAUUUUAGCCUAGACAAAGAUAGUUUUCAGAAGGUCUUAGGCAUGUAUUGGGACACCGCGAAGGAUAACCUGAGGUUUGCGCUCUUGCGUGGUAAAGUUGAUAAGGCCAUAGUAAGAGGGGAAAGAAGACCUACCAAACGUGAAGCGCUGAGUAUAGCGAUGUCGGUGUUCGACCCCUUCGGGCUAGCAUCGGAAUUUACAAUAGCGGCUAAACUAGUAUUGCAAGCAGUGUGGAGAAAAGGUGUGCGAUGGGACGAAAAAAUUCCAGAUGACGCCUACCAAAUGUGGCUUAAGUGGCUAAAUAUGUUGAAGCAGACCUAACUAUGCCAAGAUGUUACGACAAACGCUUUCUACAAAGCCCGGUUGAACUACAUAUCUUUGCAGAUGCUAGCGAAACGGCGUAUGCAGCAGUAGGUUAUUGGAGGGUCAAUGGAGAGGAGGGAUCAAUACGCUUGGCGUUUGUAAUGGGGAAAGCAAAGUGUGCCCCUCUAAAACUCUCAACGGUUCCACGCCUGGAGCUGCAGUCAGCGGUUCUUGCAGUCCGUCUUCGCGUUAUGAUCCUGCAAAAUCACGAUAUGGUACCGACUAGAGUUGUUAUGUGGAGUGACUCGAAAACGACCUUGGCGUGGAUAAAAUCCGAUCAUCGUCGCUACAAGCCGUAUGUGGCACACCGCGUAAACGAAAUCCUGGAAAACAGCGAGGUCUCUGAGUGGAGAUGGCUUCCAAGCGCGCAUAAUCCAGCCGACUUUGGCACGCGUCCUCGAGACAAAAAACGCACGUCCUUCUGGGCAAGCGGACCUGACUUCCUGUUAGAGGACGAAAAUCAUUGGCCGACAACUGAGUCGCGUAUACACACCCAAGAGGAGCAUAGGGCCAAAUUUGUUCUGCAUAUUCAAACUGAUUAUAACUUUUUACAGAAGUUCUCAUGUUUCAUCCGCCUUUCCAGAGUGGUUGCGUGGAUGCUUCGUUUCCGCGAUAAUUGCCAACGGGAUCAGCAGCGCAGAAGAGGUGGUCAACUCACCGUCAUCGAGCUGGAAAGGGCGGAACUCGCAAUUUGUCGAGCUACGCAGAAGGAAGCCUACGCUGAGGAGUAUGAAGAUCUAAGAUUGAAAAGACAAGUAAAACGCAACAGCACGAUUUCAACGCUUUCACCAUAUAUGGACGACUCAGGUGUUAUUCGAGUAAGAGGACGAAUUGACAAUGCAGACGCAGUCCCAUUCAGUACUCGCAGACCCAUUAUAUUGCCCAAAGCACGCCAUGUGACAGACCUGAUCGUUGGGUAUCAUCAUCAAAAGUGGAAACACCAAAAUGAAGGAACGCCGUAAAUUCUGGGUACCUCACGCCAAACGUGCAAAA
Molecule: messenger RNA, 4532 nt
Organism: Rhagoletis zephyria (snowberry fruit fly)
Lineage: Eukaryota; Metazoa; Arthropoda; Insecta; Diptera; Tephritidae
Source: RefSeq, a predicted model, not a curated record